GCCGGGAGGAGGAGGCGGCGGCGGCGGUGGCGGGAUGGAGCCCGUGGCCGCGCCCCGGCCCGACAUGGCGCCGGAGCUGACCCCGGAGGAGGAGCAGGCCACCAAGCAGUUUCUUGAAGAGAUUAACAAGUGGACGGUGCAGUACAACGUCUCCCCGCUCUCAUGGAAUGUGGCUGUCAAGUUCCUCAUGGCCAGGAAGUUUGAUGUGCUCCGUGCCAUAGAGCUGUUCCACUGUUACAGAGAAACACGCAGGAAGGAAGGGAUUGUGAAGUUGAAACCUCAUGAGGAGCCCCUCCGUUCGGAAAUCCUCAGUGGCAAGUUCACCAUCCUGGAUGUUCGGGACCCAACGGGAGCCUCCAUUGCCCUCUUCACUGCCAGACUGCAUCACCCCCACAAGUCAGUCCAACACGUGGUACUUCAGGCUCUGUUCUACUUGCUGGACAGAGCUGUGGAUAGCUUUGAAACGCAGAGGAAUGGGUUGGUGUUUAUCUAUGACAUGUGCGGCUCCAAUUAUGCCAACUUUGAGUUGGAUCUCGGAAAGAAAGUCCUAAACCUGCUGAAGGGAGCGUUUCCUGCCCGCCUGAAGAAAGUGCUGAUCGUGGGGGCACCCAUGUGGUUCCGGGUGCCCUACUCCGUGGUCAGCCUCCUCCUGAAGGACAAGGUCCGGGAGCGGAUCCAAAUCCUAAAGACAUCUGAGGUCACCCAGCACCUCCCCAGGGAGUGCCUUCCAGAAAACCUGGGUGGAUACGUGAAAAUUGACCUGGCCACUUGGAAUUUCCAGUUCCUGCCCCAGGUGAACGGCCACCCAGAUCCCUUCGACGAGAUCAUCCUGUUCUCCCUUCCUACAGCCUUAGACUGGGACUCGGUGCACGUUCCAGGUCCGCAUGCCAUGACCAUCCAAGAACUGGUGGACUACGUGAAUGCCAGGCAAAAGCAGGGCAUCUAUGAGGAGUACGAAGACAUCCGCCGGGAAAACCCUGUGGGCACUUUCCACUGUUCCAUGUCUCCUGGGAACCUUGAGAAGAAUCGCUAUGGGGAUGUCCCCUGUCUGGACCAAACCAGAGUGAAGCUGACGAAACGGAGUGGCUACGCUCAGACAGAUUACAUCAAUGCCAGUUUCAUGGAUGGCUAUAAGCAGAAGAAUGCUUACAUCGGCACCCAAGGUCCUUUGGAGAAUACGUACCGGGAUUUCUGGCUCAUGGUCUGGGAGCAGAAGGUCCUGGUGAUUGUCAUGACCACCCGCUUCGAAGAAGGCGGCAGGAGAAAGUGUGGCCAAUACUGGCCUUUAGAAAAAGACUCUCGGGUCCGAUUUGGCUUCCUCACCGUGACCAACCUAGGCGUGGAGAACAUGAACCAUUAUAAGAAAACAACGCUAGAAAUUCAUAACACAGAGGAGCGGCAGAAACGCCAGGUAACCCACUUCCAGUUCCUGAGCUGGCCAGAUUAUGGCGUCCCUUCCUCAGCAGCUUCCCUCAUCGACUUCCUGAGAGUGGUCCGAAGCCAACAGAGCCUGGCCGUCAGCAGCAUGGGCGCGCGCUCCAGAGGCCAGUGCCCUGAGCCACCCAUUGUGGUCCACUGCAGUGCGGGCAUUGGCAGGACAGGUACCUUCUGCUCACUGGACAUUUGCCUGGCACAGCUGGAGGAGCUCGGCACCCUUAAUGUGUUCCAGACGGUGUCACGCAUGAGGACCCAGCGCGCCUUCAGCAUCCAGACCCCUGAGCAGUACUAUUUUUGCUACAAGGCCAUCCUGGAAUUUGCAGAGAAGGAGGGCAUGGUGCCCUCUGGCCACAGCCUACUGCCCAUGGAGGGCCAGUAACUGUCCCCGGGCCAGUCCCUGCUGGACGGCCUUCCUUACCCUGCUACCCUGGAUGUCACUGAGUCUGUGGGCUGCUGUUGGUGGACCUGCCGAAGCCAUGGAUCCUCCUCUUCGUCGUGUCUCCCAGGCCCGUGUGCACGCAGGCAGCCCUUCCCUUUGGCUGGGUCCCCGUGGUGGAGCUGCCCCGCGCAAGGGCUGGCAGCCAUGUGUUCUCCACUUCCUAACACCUGCUCUCGAACUGUGCCUUAUGAAAACCCAACUGUGGCUAUUGAGUUUUGCCAGGGGCCCCGAGGUAAGUGGGAAGGAGUGAGCCCCUCUUUCCUGUUGCCAUUCUUUUGGGGGUCUCCCUUCUCCCACUCCUUCCCAUGCCUGGGGUCUGUUGGUGUGGUGAGCAGCCGCUGCCUUCCUCCCUGGAGAACCUGACUGAGUUCCAUGUUCUAGAGGUUGUCCUGAGUGCCAAGCAUGUGUGUACGUCGGGCGCGUAUCCCGGUCCUCCCUGCCGUCGUGUGUGUGCGCGUGGAUGUGCGCUUCUGUGUAUGGGUCCACAUGGACGAGUGUAUAUACUAUCUAUUGUAUGUGACACUAUGGGCAUAUUCUAUAAAUACAUAUACACACACAUACUCCUUUGUAGAAGUUCCUGCGGCUCUGGGUUGCAGUUCAGACCCACUUCUUAGACCCUGGACUAGCUGGGGCUCAGGGUCAGCCUCCUGCCAUCAGAGCACUAGGUGGGGGGAGGGUACACCCAUUCUCUGUGCCCCUGCCGCAGGCCUCCUCCUGCAGUAACGCUGCCCCUUCCCCUGGAUGCUGCCCCGUGGGGUCACAAGUCCUGGUUUGUGGUGACACUGGUUGAAUUCAGCAUGGAUCACCCUUAGCUAAUGAUUGUUCUGUUUACUUUGCCAAUUUGGGGAACAGACCUCCACUGUGAGUCCAGACCCUUUCCCCUCCCUGCCGUGGGCUUGGGGAGGCUAUGAGCAAGCCGGGGCAGAGCGGGGUCAAUGAGCAGCCAGAGCCAAAUGCAAUCGGUACGAAGUCUUCGGAAGGAAAGCAGGGAAGCCCUGCUGUGAAAGCGGAGACUGCUGGGAGCAUGUCUCCCCGCGAGGACGGGCUGGGCCCUAUGUCCUCUUGUCCUUCCGCAGCUUGGCCCUGCUACCCACCAAGAUGCCCAUCUGCCUCUGGCCAUGUGCCAAUGACAAGCUGCACCCCCUGGCUGGGUGAUGGGGUACCUGUGAUCACAGUUUGCCCUUCUCCACCCACCAUGACCCUGCCUGCUCCUGGCCUGUUGUGCCAGGGACAGAAUCAAACACCCCAGCAUUCCACAUUCCCAAGAGCAUCCUGGGAACCCCUAAACCUCCUUACCCCUGUCAGAAGAUGAGGUUGGCAGCUCAUCAGACCUCGAUAACUUUAUACUGUAAUAAGCUCUUUGAAUGUGUAUAUUCUUAUUUUUUACAAUCAUUUCAUUUUGUAUUUAACAUCAAUGGACUGAGUCAGAUUCUGAAGAUAAUUGUAAUGUUCAAUAUCUUACAGCGAUACAGUUUUGUAUUUACAUAUAAAUAUAUCAACAUGA
Messenger RNA from Ochotona curzoniae (black-lipped pika), 3380 nucleotides. RefSeq names its product protein tyrosine phosphatase non-receptor type 9 (gene PTPN9). The transcript is spliced from 13 exons. Gene Ontology annotation, biological process: protein dephosphorylation. The record is from RefSeq and is a predicted model, not a curated record. Lineage: Eukaryota; Metazoa; Chordata; Mammalia; Lagomorpha; Ochotonidae. The coding region runs from base 35 to 1816 and encodes 593 amino acids. Gene Ontology annotation, molecular function: protein tyrosine phosphatase activity.